Molecule: messenger RNA, 816 nt
Organism: Trichoderma harzianum CBS 226.95
Lineage: Eukaryota; Fungi; Ascomycota; Sordariomycetes; Hypocreales; Hypocreaceae
Exons: 2
Coding region: 1-816 (271 amino acids)
Source: RefSeq, a predicted model, not a curated record
AUGGUCACGACUCGUGCUCAGGCCAGAGCUGAAAGUGGAAAUGACGCGGACACAGAUUCACGGCCCAGGUAUUAUGAGAGUGAGGAGGACGCUGGGUUCGAGGCAGAGGAAGAAGAUGGCGACGAUGCUGAUGAAGAUGAGAUGAUGCUUGUCCAAAUGCCAGAUUUGGCAGAAGUCUCUGGUCAGAAUGCUACUUUACCAAACCCAUGGUUAUCUAUUGACACUCGCGACUUUCUUUCUUCCUCUUCCUCUCCUUCUCCCUCUCUUUUCACCCCUUCUUCUCUUUCGGACCAAUCAGUCGAGCAGCCGGACGACGCCCAUACAAGAGCAAUUCACGGAGCCAUCACACCGCCAUACCGGCCGUCUAAUCAGCCAACCUUCUUUGAAGAGCAACACGAGUUAGGACCGCCUUCCUACAGAGAACUUUUACAGCUCGAGUUCUACCAGACGUUCCCUCACGAUCCUGCGGCUACGCUGUGUAAGCAGCAUUUCUUGCAGCUUGCCGAACGGUGGUUUCAGCGUCGCCAGGGACAAACAGAGCAGACGUUUCAUAACAUUAAAGAGAAGUUUCCGUAUGGUGGAGUGGAAAAGUUCUUCGAUUAUAUGCGUGAUCGGGAUAUUUUGAAGCAGGUCAUAUGGGAUGAGAAGUGGCGACAGAUGCGACCUGAUGAUUUUAUGGACGAUUUGAGAAUCGGGUUGCGUUAUGCUGAAAUUGAACUUCUUCGGCGGCGUCGCACAGCUAUUGUUAGGACGGGGAAGCGUCCGAGAUGUAGUUUGGAGAGUUGCGGCAACCUUCAUAUAAAUCCUAGGCCAUAA